Molecule: messenger RNA, 7272 nt
Organism: Pelobates fuscus (common spadefoot toad)
Lineage: Eukaryota; Metazoa; Chordata; Amphibia; Anura; Pelobatidae
Gene: PIK3C2B
Product: phosphatidylinositol-4-phosphate 3-kinase catalytic subunit type 2 beta
Exons: 33
Coding region: 242-4948 (1568 amino acids)
Biological process (GO): cell migration; phosphatidylinositol-3-phosphate biosynthetic process; phosphatidylinositol 3-kinase/protein kinase B signal transduction
Cellular component (GO): phosphatidylinositol 3-kinase complex; plasma membrane; cytoplasm
Molecular function (GO): 1-phosphatidylinositol-4-phosphate 3-kinase activity; phosphatidylinositol binding; 1-phosphatidylinositol-3-kinase activity
Source: RefSeq, a predicted model, not a curated record
CUCACUCUCAAAUCUCCCUCUCUUCGCCUUGUCCAGCUUCACCCCCUUUCCUGCGGUGGAUUAUUUAAUUUUUCGAAAACAAUUUUCCAGUCCUGGAAAGCCGGCCGGACCGUGCUGGAGGAGUAGUGUACCGAAUGUAAGAAGCCAGGUAAACAUCAUUAUGCCUCAUUCUGAAGAUACACUUUGCUGUAAGCGAUAGCCACCUUAUCUCCUGUACUGCCUUGUCCUCAGAUCUGCAGUGAUGUCCACCUCAGGAGGGAACAGGGAGCAAUGGCAGGGUCUGGAAUCCCUGGGAAUAAGCCGGAAAGAGCUAGCAUUGGCAGAGGCUCUACAAAUGGAAUAUGAUGCAAUGUCACGUCUACGACAAGAAAAGAAACCAUCAGAGAGUAAUGAAAACCAACUGAUAUCUUGGGAUGUUGUCUCCCAGGUGCCUGCUUCUGUUUCCUCACCCCCUAAAACUAAACCUCCCCCAUCUGGUGACUACUUGUAUAUAUAUGGUGAUGGAUACCAUAGCAAUGGUCGGGGAGAAGGAAGAAGCUCUCCCAAAAACCUGUCUCCUCCUCCAUUACCACCACGCACACAUAUUUUGAGCCAGCGCAAAGACAUUCCCCCAACCAAUUUGACCAAAAGCCACCAAAUGCGGGAUGUCAAUGUGUACAAUGGAGAUGUGGGAGGAAAAUUUCUCAGUCGUAGGAUUUCUGAACUGGAGGAUGAGGAUGUAGUGGAUACAGAAGAGAGAAGGGGAAGUGGGUUUUCUGACUUGGACUAUGAAGGUAUUAAUGACACCAUCACCCGCCUUAAUCUAGCAUCUACGUAUGAUUCUGAACUGCUGCGCCAAGCUGAGGGCCACUGGAAAGAAGUGGGCAUGCGGAAAAAGUUGACAGGGAAGCCAGUAUCAAGAAGUAAUACCUUGCCACCCCAGGUGCCUCCUCGUACCUACAUACAGAGGCCUGGAGAAUCAUCGAAAAGUUCCCGUGCUUCUGUUGGCCCGGACUCAUUUCGACCAUAUCCCCAACAGAACAGCUGUGAAUUGUUUGAGAUGUCUGAGCAGAGAGAUGAGGAGACUGCUGCUUUCUGUCACAUGUUGGAUGUUCUGCGCUCUGGACAUAAAGAUCAAAGACACACUGGAAUUGUCUGGAGUCCUGUCAACCUCAGCCCUGAGCACCUGGGUUAUGGAGUGAGCUUGAAAAUCACAGUGAUAGAUGACAGACUGAGGGAUCCUCUCACCUUCACCUGUGACUGUUCGUCUACUGUAGACCUGUUGAUUCACCAGACUCUUUGCUACACCAGUGAUGAUUUGGAUGACCUCAAUGUGUCUGAUUAUGUACUCAAAAUCUGUGGAUUGGAGGAGUUCCUACAGGAUGAACAGCCCCUGGGAAGCCAUGAAUACAUCCAGCAGUGUAGGAAGUUUGACACGGAUGUUCGACUUCAACUGCUUAAAAAAGAGGAUGUGCGCAGUGACCUUGCUAGAUCGGCCAGUGACAGCCAGAGUCCUUCUACUCUCAACCACCAUAUUCAUCUCCAGGAGAGACCUGUCAAACAGACAAUAACCAGGCAGGCUAUCUCCCUGCUCUUCGACACAUAUCAUAAUGAAGUAGAUGAAUUUGUUGCAGCAGAUGUAGACUUCCACCUCCGAUCAGAGAGGGUGGUGCAGUCAGUGAAAGCAAUCUGUAAUGCACUUGCUGCUGUAGAAACCCAGGAAAUAAGCAGUGCACUGAACCAGCUCCCCCCAUGCUCUUCCCGCGUACAGAUCAAGUCCAGUAAGGAUCCCAGUUUUCUGACCAAGAGAGAAAACAGAGAAAAGGUGGUGGAAGGCCUCACGCAAGCCAUCUUUGACCUGGUACAAAUGUAUUGCAGUACAUUCAAUGCAGACUUCCAAACUGUGCUUUAUGCUGAGAGAAAACAGUGCCAGUCGCAGGAUGCCUCUCUCUUAACCAGCCGCCUCUCCUUUACAGUCUAUGCUGCCCACCGUGUCCCCAUAACUUGGGCUGCCAGUUACGAGGAUUUUUGUGUGUCCUGCUCCUUGAGCCAUGGAGGGAAGGAUCUGUGCAGUCCCAUGCAGACCCGCAACAUCCAUGUGUACAAAUAUCUCUUCCAUCUCCUUGUCUGGAACCAGAUGAUUGAAUUUCCAGUCCAGAUAAAUCACCUGCCUCGGGAAACUCUCCUUACAGUUACACUUUAUGCAGUUCCUGUCCCACCUCCUGGAAGUUCCUCUGAGCCAAGCAAACAGAAGCGAAAUCCUGUGCCCCUGGGCUGGGUCACAACACCCCUCUUUGACUUCAGACAGCUUUUAACCUGUGGUCGGCGUUUACUUGGUCUUUGGCCAACAACAAAGCAUGGUAAUACCAGCUUUAGCACACCGAACGUGAAUCAACCAGACAGUAUAAUCCUGCAGAUCGAUUUCCCCACCUCUGCAUUUAAUGUUAAAUUCACAAAGCCGGAAACAGAAGCUUUCAGUCCUAAAUACGAUUUAUCCAGCCUUGGUGAGGAGGAUCGUUCCAAACUCCAGGAAGCCAUGCAGAAGGAGUCUUUAUAUUGUCUGACAGAUGCCGAUAAGAAGCGAUUAUGGGAGAAACGCUAUUACUGCCAUUCUGAGAUCAGCUCUCUGCCCCUCUUACUGGCAAGUGCCCCUAGCUGGGAAUGGUCAUGCCUUCCCGAUAUUUAUGCCCUGUUGGGCCAGUGGACACACAUGAAACAUCAUGAUGCAUUGGGAUUGCUUCAUGCUACAUUCCCUGAUCAGGAAGUAAGGCGUACUGCAGUGCAGUGGAUUGAUUCAAUAUCUGACAAUGAGCUCCUGGAUUACCUGCCACAGCUUGUACAGGCUCUGAAGUACGAGUGUUACCUGGAUAGCCCACUUGUCCGGUUCCUGCUGAAACGAGCAAUCUGUGACCUGAGAAUCACACAUUAUUUCUUCUGGUUACUCAAGGACUGCUUGAAAGACUCCCAGUUCAGUAUUCGCUAUCAAUACCUACUGGCUGCUCUUCUUUGCUGCUGCGGGAAAGGACUACGAGAGGAGUUUGACCGGCAGUGCUGGCUAGUAAAUACCUUGGCUAAACUGGCUAAAAAGGUCAGAGAAAGUGCUCCAUCAUCCAGACCGGAUAUACUCCGGAAUGGGCUUGAAGAUGUUAAGCAGUUCUUUAAUGUGAAUGGCUCCUGCCGACUUCCACUGAGCCCCAGCCUUCUUGUGAAUGGGAUUAUUCCACAGGACUGCUCACACUUCAACUCGAAUGCUGUGCCACUGAAACUAACUUUCCAGAAUGUGGAUCCGUUGGGGGAGAAUAUUCGCAUUAUAUUUAAGUGUGGAGAUGACCUAAGACAGGACAUGCUAACCCUGCAGAUGAUUCGCAUCAUGAACAAGAUCUGGGUGCAGGAAGGAUUAGACAUGCGGAUGGUGAUCUUUCGCUGCUUUUCCACAGGACAUGAGCGGGGGAUGGUGGAAAUGAUUCCUACAGCUGAGACACUAAGGAAAAUCCAAGUUGAACAUGGAGUCACCGGCUCAUUUAAAGAUCGUCCCUUGGCAGACUGGCUUAAAAAGCACAACCCUACAGAGGAGGAGUAUGAAAAGGCAGUGGAAAACUUCAUCUAUUCAUGUGCUGGGUGUUGUGUUGCAACAUAUGUGCUUGGCAUCUGUGAUCGGCACAAUGACAAUAUCAUGCUUAAGACCAGCGGACACAUGUUUCACAUUGACUUUGGACGCUUUCUUGGUCAUGCACAGAUGUUUGGGAAUAUAAAACGUGACCGCGCUCCCUUCGUCUUCACAUCAGAUAUGGCCUAUGUUAUUAAUGGAGGAGACAAGACGUCCAGCCGUUUCCAUGAUUUUGUGGAUUUGUGUUGCCAAGCAUACAACCUUAUCCGCAAGCACACUCACCUCUUCCUUAAUCUGCUUGGGCUGAUGCUUUCAUGUGGCAUUCCAGAACUGUCAGAGUUGCAGGAUCUUAAAUACGUAUAUGAUGCACUGCGUCCUCAAGAUUCAGAGUCUGAUGCCACCACUUAUUUCACAAGACUCAUAGAGUCCAGUCUUGGUUCCGUGGCCACCAAAUUGAACUUUUUCAUCCACAAUCUAGCCCAGCUCAAGUUCAGCAGCUCAGAUGAGCGUUUUGCUCUUUCUUUUGCUCCAAAGACAUACACAAUAAAGACAGAUGGGAAGAUCUGUGAUGUCUUCUUGACCAGAUACAAGAAAAUAUUUACUCCCAACAAAGGAUAUGUUUUUGUCAUAAAGGUAGUGAGAGAGAGCCCUCAUGAAACCUCAUAUAUUCAACGAUCCUAUGAGGAGUUCCAGGAAAUGCACAGCAAACUCCGACUCUUCUUCCCAUCACAGCUCCCAAGUUUCCCCAGCCGCUUUUUGAUUGGGCGUUCUCGUGGAGAGGCAGCAGCUGAGCGCCGGAAAGAAGACUUGAGUGCAUAUGUUUGGCAUUUAAUCCAUGCAACUCCUAAGGUUGCUGAGUGUGAUCUGGUUUAUACAUUUUUCCACCCCCUUCCCCGUGACGAGAAAAAUGGCAGUAACGCUAUAGCCCAAAGGCCUUCAGAUGCAACAUGGGCUGUUCCUGUAGGCACAGUUGGAGGGGAGAUCAAACUCUCAAUAUCAUACAAGCAAAAAAAGCUGUUAAUCAUGGUGAUGCACAUCCGUGGUCUGCCUUUGCAGGAUAACAACGAGCCAAAUCCUUAUGUGAAGAUUUACCUCUUGCCCGAUCCACAGAAAACCACAAAAAGGAAAACCAAAGUAGCUCGGAAAACAUGCAACCCAACAUACAAUGAAGCGUUGGUAUACGAAGGAAUUCCUGAAGGAGAUCUACAACAAUGUGAAAUUCGACUUUCUGUGCUGAGUGAGGAAGGCUUCUUUGAAAAUAUUCUGCUUGGAGAAGUCCGUAUCCGCUUAAGAGAUUUGGAUCUCAGUUGUGAAAAGAAAUGCUGGUUUCAGUUGGGUUCUCACAGCCAAGCAACUAUUUAAGCCUCCUUUGCCACUCUUCGUCAUCACAAAAAAAGGGUGUUAUGAGUCUUGGAGUUUACAAAAACUUGUUUUUUUUUCUCUUUUUAAUAUGGUUAUUGUAUCGAAAAACAAGCUCCGGGAGUUUUUUUUUCUUUUCAUUUAAUUGAUGACUGAUAUGAGAUUAUAUUUUCUUUUCUAAGGGAAUUAGAGAUGCUGCAAAUAAAACAGGCUUCCUUCUAGAGAAGGGUUUUGGACAAAAGACUGGAAGUAUUAAAACAGCUUAAUAAGUUUACCUUGUGUCAAGGGAACCUGAUUGAGGCGAGAAUAGCUGUAGUAUAGACGGGACAUGUUUUUGAAAGGGUAAAAAUAGCAUUAGAAGGGGAUUAAUAAUUUUAUUUUUAAAAAUUAAAAUGAGAAUACGUCCUUUAGAGACGUCAAUAGAGUUUGGGGGGAGUGAUUCAAGGAUCAAGCAAUUCAGGGAGAAAGGUCUGAUUUCUAUUGCAGCAUCUGAAAUAGUUAACUGUACCAGUUUACAUGGUUCUUGGCACUUUUUUUUAUUUUAAAAAGGUCCGAACAUUGGAAAAAUGAAUAGUUUGGUUUGCACCUUAGUGCAUAAUGCAGUCGUGUAAUAGUCAUCCAUUUCUUGAUGAAAUUUUUUUUUUUUAUUUAUUAUUUCAAUCAAUUGAUUGAAUAUAUUUUUCCUGUUUGUAAUUACAUACUUCUUAUCUAAGAAUUAUUAGAAGUUCGGAAAAAAAAAAAGAAAAAGGAAGAAAAACUUCUGGUAAACAACAAUGAGCAUGUAUCCAUGAAAAAUUGUGACUGCAGAAAAGAAUGCCAAUUAGUGUCAUGGCGCUAAAGGGACUUAAUAGAGUUGUUGAUUCUAUUAAAAAUAACUUCUACUUUUGUUAAUAUUCUUAUACUUUUGUGGUCUAUACCUGAUAAAAAAAAAUAUUAUUUUCAGGCGUUACUGUAAUAUUUAUAUUGGCAGGUAGCAGGAAAAGAGAGCAUUGUAGCGUUUAAGAUCAUUCAAUGUUUUUUUAUUUAGGUCUUUUUUUCCCCAUUUUUUUCAUGAUGAUGGGAUCGUUCCCUGUUGGCCUAAGAUGCUUUUGCAACAUACAUGUCAUGACAGAUGUACUUCCACUUAAACUGUAGAUAUUUAAUGAUCAAUGAUAGAAGAUAUAUUUAUAGUGGAAAAUUAACAUAGGGUACUUAGGACGUUUCUUUUAAAUAGUCUUUGGAGUUUCACACUCCAGCAUGAUGCCAAGAAAUGAUGAUACCUUAUAUAGAUUUUCUUCUACAAACAUAAGAUUUUGUAAAUGAAGGCAUUUAGGUGUAUUUUUUUUUUUUUUUUUUGUAAACAAGAGUAAGGUUAUCUGCUCCUUACCUCUGCAUUAAAUCAACGUGCAGUGUACAGCAGGUUUUCCAUCUCCAAGUUAUGAAGAAAGCCUGUAAUUUGGUGAGAUGGGACCUGGGUUAUGUUAGGUCUGUAAUUCUCUAAAGGGGGGAACUGGGGUUUACAUAGACUGUGCCACUGUUAGAGAUGUAAAAUUUCCGGAAAUAUUGAAGCCAUGGAGGAAAACAAAGUGUUUUUGGAAAUUUUCUGAAAAAUUGAAAGAAAGAAAAAAUGCAGAGUGGAGUAUUUUUUACAAAUUGAAAAUCAUUUUGUUACACUGGGAACAAGAAAUGCCGUGUAUAUACAAGUAUGAUGCUUGAAAUAAAAGUACAGCUCAUUCAGUAAAUGAUAAACUUUAUUUUUAUUUUUUUUGUUACAAAUAGAAGGUCUGCAUAUGUUAAGGACAUUUUACCUAUACAUGAGAUCAGGUAUCCCCCACCCCUUUAACUCAAAAGCAACAAAAAUUGAAGAAACCAUCAACAUAAAACAAAAGAUCCCCUAUAAUCCUCCUCCGGGAAUUUGACUGGGAGAGAGAUAACAAUCACCCAAUCAUAUUUGCACCAAGUGGACACAUGGCAUUGAAGGGUGUAAGGACUACCUCAAUAUUUACGUUUCAUAGCGGGGUAAAGUCUCAAGACUUUCAUGAAGGUCAUAAACAUAUUAUUUAUCACUGUAAAAGAACAUAUUCCACACUCCAUAUUUUUUCAAUCUUUUUCCGGAAAAGAAAAACGGCUUUGGGAAAAAAACGGGAAAUGUAUUUUUUUCCCAAUUUUUCCAUUUUUUUUCCAGGCCUUCCCAUCUCUAGCAACUGUACAAUUUAAAGAAAUUGCUUCCCAAGGAGAGCUGGUUUUAAUGAGGGCAGUGAUUGAUCUGCCCCUGCCUAAUACUGACCACAAAUGUUAUGUCUAUGGAAUGUGUAUGUGCUCAAUAAAUUACUCAAUCUGUUAUUUUA